Molecule: messenger RNA, 1473 nt
Organism: Emys orbicularis (European pond turtle)
Lineage: Eukaryota; Metazoa; Chordata; Testudines; Emydidae
Gene: TEKT3
Product: tektin 3
Exons: 7
Coding region: 1-1473 (490 amino acids)
Biological process (GO): cilium movement involved in cell motility; cilium assembly
Cellular component (GO): nucleus; sperm flagellum; microtubule cytoskeleton
Source: RefSeq, a predicted model, not a curated record
AUGGAGCUUGUAGGCUCUACUUUAACGGCAACUUACGCCCACCCAAGACCAAUACCUACUAACUUCCUACCAGCUAUCAGCACCAUGGCAUCGAGCUAUAAGAACCGGUUCCCUCACUACUCUUUGACCCAUAGCUUGAGCCUUCCAUGGCGACCCAGCACUUAUUAUAAAGUAGCAGCCAUCACUCCUACUUUGGCUCCCUUCUCCAAAAGUUCCCAAGGGUUAACCCAAAGCAAGAUGCUUCCCUUUGUUUCCAAUAGAACAGCGCUUUUCACCAGGUAUACCCCGGAUGACUGGUACAGAUCCAACCUGACCAAUUAUAAAGAGUCAGAGACAUCCCGGCACAGCGCAGAGAGGCUAAGAGUGGACACAUCCCGCAUGAUCCAGGACAAAGAUCAGCAAACAAGGAAAACCCAAACAGACACUACCAAAAAUUUGGGAGAACGGGUCAACGAUAUAGUAUUUUGGAAAUCAGAGCUCAACCACGAGAUAGAUGAGAUGAUUGGGGAGACCAAUGCUCUCACAGACAUGAAGAAACGAUUGGAAAGGGCCUUGGCUGAAACAGAAGGUCCUCUCCAGGUAGCCCAAGAGUGCUUACUUCAUCGAGAGAAGAGGAUGGGAAUCGACCUAGUCCAUGAUGAUGUGGAAAAACAGCUGUUGACAGAAGUUGACGUCAUCAAGUCGUGUCAGGAGAGGAUGAAACGCCACCUGGAUAAGGCGAUAGCCCAGCUUGCAUCUGACAGGGCAGCCCAGCACGAGCUGGAGAAAGACCUUAGUGAUAAGCAAGCAGCUCACCGGAUCGAUGACAAGUGUCACCAUCUAAGGAACACUUCUGAUGGCAUCAGUUACUACAGAGGAGUGGAGCGGGUUGAUGCUACGAUCUCUGUGCCAGAGUCCUGGGCCAAGUUUACAGAUGAUAAUAUUCUACGCUCCCAGAGCGAACGAGCUGCCUCCUCCAAACUGAGGGAUGAUAUUGAAAACUUGCUGGUUGUGACUGCAAAUGAGAUGUGGAACCAGUUCAACAGAGUGAACGUCGCGUUCACUAAUCGCAUCUCUGAGACAGCAGAUGCCAAAAAUAAGAUCCAGACACAUCUGGCUAAGACGCUACAAGAAAUCUUCCAAACAGAGAUGACGAUAGCAGCCAUUCGAAAAGCCAUCAGAGACAAAGGGCCGCCAUUAAAGGUGGCCCAUACCCGCCUGGACGAGCGCACGCGGCGGCCAAACGUGGAGCUGUGCCGGGAUUCCACCCAGUUACGCCUGGUUAAUGAAGUCCAUGAAAUCGAUGACACCAUCCAGAACCUUCAGCAGAGGUUGAGGGACGCAGAGGACACCUUGCAGAUGUUGGUCCACACCAAAUCUAAUCUGGAGCAUGACCUGGCUGUCAAAGCCAACUCCCUGUUCAUUGCUCAGGAGAAGUGCAUGGGGAUGCGUAAGACCUUCCCCAACACUCUGAGGCUGGUGGGGUACACAUAG